Messenger RNA from Schistocerca americana (American grasshopper), 5269 nucleotides. RefSeq lists its product as uncharacterized. Bases 173 to 2470 code for a protein of 765 amino acids. NCBI's taxonomy places the organism in Eukaryota, Metazoa, Arthropoda, Insecta, Orthoptera, Acrididae. Gene Ontology annotation, molecular function: chitin binding. Gene Ontology annotation, cellular component: extracellular region. The transcript is spliced from 9 exons. The record is from RefSeq and is a predicted model, not a curated record.
AGACUGGAGCCAGAGCGAGCGAGCGCGCGGGGGGGCGUGCCUUACCGUGUUUCGUCUCGUGUAAUCUCGUGUCGUGUCGUGUCGUGCAGUGACUCAACGCCGGCUGUUAUGUGGGAAGACCCCGCGGCGACAAGCUACGCUCUCUCCUACUGCCGCCAAACACGCGCCGGCCAUGGCUCCAGUAGCGUCAAUCUUCAUCUUCGGAGUUCUGUCCUACGUAAGCGGUGUUCCUGUAUUAGAAGACAACUCCAGCAAAGAUGAUCCACUGUGGAAGACGGAGCAAGAGGACUCGGAGCGGACUGCGCCAGCCGCCCCCGCCACGCUGGACACGUCCUUCUGCCGGCGGCGCGCCGACGGCCUGUACCCGCACCCGGACUCCGCCGUCCACUACUACAGGUGCUCAGGCGGCGAAGCGCAGGUGCUGCGGUGUGCGGACGGCUCUGUGUUCGUGUCCGGGCGCUGCGAGGCGGCGGCGGAGUGGCGGCCCUGCGUACUGCAGCCGGACGGGCUCCACCCUAACGUCUCCGACGGCUGCGCUUCCUACUACAGGUGCGAGAACGGCAGCGUGUCGGCGCGCCUGCGCUGCCCGCCCGAGGCGUCGGGCCGGCUGGCGUUCAGCGCGCGGCUGCAGCGGUGCGCGCCCGCCGUGGAGGUGACGUGCGCCGCGGCGACCUGCCUGCCCGCCAGCAGCGCCGACAUGUUCUUCGUGACGCCCGGCACCGCCUGCCGGGACUACCACCGCUGCCGCGCCGGCCUGCGCGCAGACUUCCGCUGCCCCGCCGGCUUCAUCUUCCACUGGGCCACGCAGGUGUGCGUGCCAGCGGGUGAGUCUGCGGAGUCCGGCUGCCCCGAGCCGGUGUGCGUGGGCCGCGUGAAUGGCCGCUACGCAGACACGGCGCACGGCUGCGCGCGCUGGUUCGGCUGCGAGGGCGGCGCGCUGCGGCAGGUGGCGCCCUGCCCGCCGGGACAGCUGUUCCACGCCGGGCGCUGCCGGCCCGCGCACCAGACGAGUCUGCAAGGAGGCGGUGUUCCUCAGGUGACGUGCCCCGCACCGCCGGCGUCCUCACGCGGUUCUCUGGGCGGCGCCAGCGGCGAGUGCGCCGGGCUUCUGGACGGGCUGCACGCGCUGGCCGCCUCUGGCUGCCGCGACUACGUCCACUGCGCCGCGGGGCACACGCUGGCGCGCCACUCCUGCCCCGACAGCACGCUCUUCGACGGCCGCAUGUGCGUGCCCGCGCCGCUCGUCACCUGUCGGGCGGUUAGCAGCGAGUCUCGCGGCGCGGCGGGCGGAGACGCGUGCUCGCGCCUGGCGGACGGCUUCCACGCGGACUUCUCGACGCGCGGCUGCCGCGGCUACGUGCUGUGCGCGGCGGGCCGCACGCUGCUGUGGGGCGCCUGCAGCGAGGACGCCGCCUGGGACCGCGCCAGCGCGCGCUGCCUGCCCAACGCCGACGCCGACGCCGACGGCUUCCUCUGCGCCGGGCCGCACCCGUGGUCGGGCUGCGCCGGGCGGCAGCCCGGCUUCUACGCCGACGCCGCCAGUUGCACGAGGUACUACUACUGCUCAGCGGACGGGAACCGCACGCUGCUGUCGUGCCGGCGCGGCCAGGUGUUCGACGGGCGCGACUGCGUGCCGGCGGAGCGAGGCUGCCGGCGGCCGCCCACAGCGCCGGCCGGGUUCGCCGCCGCCUCCUCACCGGCGCCCGGAUCCUGCCAGGGCGCCGCCGACGGCUACUACCGCGACCCGGACCUCGGCUGCCGCUCCUACUACUACUGUUCCAACGGCCACAAGAUCACCUACGUCUGCUCCGGUUCCUACGUCUUCGACGGCAAGGAGUGCGUCGACCCUGACACUUACAAGUGCCCUUACAAGUCGGACGACUGCGUCGGUCUCUCCGACGGCUACCACUUCGACACGGACUCCGGCUGCCGCAAGUACUUCUUCUGCCUCGGCGGUUACAAGAUCACGGCGCUCACGUGCGACGGCGACAGAGUGUUCGACGGUCGGCGCUGCGUCGAGCCUUUGGCCUUCCGGUGUCCUGACGGAGGUAGUCCUCUGGUCGACUCUGUCACUGGCCCUUCCUGUGCCACCAGGUCGGACGGCACAUACCCUGACGAGGGUGCAGGCUGCCGCCGUUACUUCACCUGCCGGGCACGGCAGCUCGACUCCACCUCCGUGUGCCCCGGCGAUAAACUCUUUAACGGCCAAGACUGUGUGAGCGCCGAUUCGUACACUUGUGGCAGUGUCGAGGUACCGUCCUCGAGCCCCGAAUGUGAUGGUAAUCUCAACGGUUUCUUCCAAAAUGUCACCUCGGGGUGCCGGACGUACUACUUCUGUAUCGACGGAACGAAGACUGUUCUCACGUGCCCCGGUAAUGAAGUUUUUAACGGGCAGUUGUGUGUCGACGCGAAAUCGUACACUUGUCCUUCUCCGGGGGAGGUCGAGGUCGGGACGACGUGCGUCAAGUAAAUGUUAGAUCCGGAGCAUCGCGUCGUACACUGCAGAACACUCUUCUCUGAACCUGUGCCGGAACCUCGGGGAAGCGUGUGCCUAGGGAGGCCUUUUUGUUAUUGCUCCACAACCGAGUGGUAGUCGAGGUCACGGAUGGACGGAUAAGGCGUCGCAGAAGUGAUGCGUAAAAGGUGUGCACCGUAUCUGGCACCUGUAUGUGUGUAUAAAAGAAAGCCAAAGAAAAUGGAAAACUAUAAAGAUUAACACUUACUUUCCACCUGUAGUUUGAAGAAGACACGCUGCAGUUUGUUGGUCAAUCUUUACAAAAGUGGAGAAUAGUUGAGUAAAAUUCUGAGAAGUCUAGGACUGGUGAAGUAGGUUGUCACAGCGAAGUCUGGAAAGCUUUUAGAAAAUCAUAAUUUGGCACAAUAGCUGUAUAACAGUAUAUUAAAAUUGCCAGUUUUGGCCAGUCAUCAUACCACUGUCAAGUAUAAAAAAUGUCACACUAAUUGCUGGAUAUGUGUCCAAUCAUGAUCAUUUGAAUCUUUAUCAACAUUAUACAUUAACUGCUUCUGAAUUAUAAAAUGCACAAAUGUAUCUGAUUUAUACAUCAGAAGAAAGCAGUCUAUAAUUUUAGUGUAGUUAAUUUGUUAGGCUUAUUAACAUAUUUCCUAAGGAAGGAAGUGAUUACAUUCCAACAUUCUAUUAUUUUGAUGCAGUUAAAGUGUAAUGUUGACCUAGAAACAAAUGAGGAUGAUUGGAUGUAUGUUCUCCAAAUAAUGUCUUUUUCAUACUUGAAGAUGGUCUAUUGUAUGACCAAAAGUGGUAGUUUUACUAAAUUGAUAUACAGCAAUUGUGCCAUGAUUUUUUAAAUGUAUUUAACAGUUUUAUAUCACCAACUCUUUAAAAUAGUUGUCAAGGUCUUGCAGUAUUGUGAACAUAAGCAAUAUCUAUGUAAACUGAAACAAGAGGGAAAGUGACUUUUCAGAACAUUAAUUUGACAGUACAUUUUAUGUACAGUGAAUGUUUGGCACAUUUUGCCCAUUUGGAAAAUUCAGCAUCUCCAUGCUGCUUUCUAAAUGCAUCCUUCAUAGGGACAGGUAUAAACAAUGUCUUUCGCAGGUACUGAAUAUGACAAAAAACUUAAGGAGUAUGUAAUCAAAUACCAGAUCAGAAGUUUGUAUCAACAAGUUACAACUCUCCCUGUGGAAUAUUGUUCCAGUGCUACAUACAUGGCCAAAUAUUACUCAUAUCUGGUGCAUCUCUACACACAUUUACCAUAAAUUUGUGACAUUACUAGCUAUUAUGUUGGCUGUAGUUGGACAUGAAAUACUGUCCCAACAACUUAUCAAUGUCAACUGUUUGCUGGAGACAUCUGUGAACUAAAGAAACAGACUGCCACAGAAUAUGUGAGAAGGUCUAAGAAAAUGUGCCAAAUUCAGUCUUAUGAUGAUUCUUUUAUUAUUCUGAGAGAGAAACAGGAUAGGACUACUUUUUGACUGCCCUUAAGAAAAUUUACCAGUUAUGCAAAAAGCUCAGAUGUAUUGUGAGACUGUUCUAUGGCAUUAUGGAUUAUGUCGGGCACUGAAGACAGUACUCCAUGAUAUUUUUAGUUUCAUCUGUAGAUACAUACAGAGUAGCACCUGAAAAGUUUAGUAUCGUCACACUACUGUGUGUGCUGUUCAUAGGUUCCAUUUUCAUACUAUGUUAUCUUUUAAACAACUAUGUUAAAGCCAUCUUUAGCCAUCUUUGCACACAAAACACAGGCUCUCAAACAACUGUAUGCAUGAACAAUUCACUAUUCCACCAAUAUUUUUACCAACAGAUAUUUACAUAUAGCCCCUACCACACUGCUAUUAUGAAAUGCAUACAGCAUGUUACUUCUUCAUUACAAUUGCUAAUACAAUUUUCUACCUCAGUCAAGGUUAUUUACACAAUGUUAAGACAUUUACCAUGGAUGGUUAUCAAUUCAAAUAAUACUACAGUACUUAUGAAUCAAAGAACUCUAGGUACAUGAAAAUUUUCAAAAAUGUUAGAACAUAACGACCACGCCAAACACCACAUUUCCAAACACAGUUAUUUAUAGAUGCUUAUUUACAGGAAACAGCAAAUUUUAAAGGUUAAAAAUUACCAUUAUUACUUCAUAAUUCAAUUCAGACCAAUUCCUAAAUUCCUUUCAACUGGCAUUUGUAAACAUAGAAAUUACAGGCAAUCUCAAAAACACCUACCUCCAAAAUAAUGUACACAGAUGUUUUUUGUUAAAUUUAACUCUUCUUGUUAAAAAUGUUUGCUGCUUUUCUCAAGAGCAAAUGCCUAAAAAUAAAUAUUUAGACAACUACGGUCUCAAAUAACGCAUUCUAAAAAUGCAUAUAUAUAUAUAUAUAUGCAAGAUUUUAAGGAAGUAUACCAUCAUUCCAGAAGUUAAGACUGGAGUACCUGAUUAGCCAUGUUAAUGCUGUAGAGACUAUUUAUGUAAAACAUUCAGGAAAUUAAUGUUGCAGUGUGCUAAUGAAUUUAAAUUAUAGAUGCAUUCAUGGAAAAGUCUUCAUGUGUUGUAACCAUGUAAUAUUAAAUGUUUAACAGAAGCACCAGCUAAUCUCACCUCAUGGUAAUACUGCCAAACAUUUAUUUAUUUGAACAUUAUUUAUGCUUGUAAAUAAUUAUCUUAGUAGUACAAUGUGUAUGUUGUACAUUUAUUUUAUUUUUGAAAGCCCUUGUGUGUUUUUUAAAGCCUAUGAGAAUCUAACUGAAAAAAGUACAAGGAUAUACUAUAUUUCAAAAGGAAAUGACAUUUUUGUAAUUACAGUUAUCUCUUGC